This is a messenger RNA of Nicotiana attenuata, 715 nucleotides long. RefSeq lists its product as uncharacterized. The record is from RefSeq and is a predicted model, not a curated record. The annotation marks the transcript as partial. NCBI's taxonomy places the organism in Eukaryota, Viridiplantae, Streptophyta, Magnoliopsida, Solanales, Solanaceae. The transcript has a single exon.
AUGGUUCAUACAGUGCAGGGACCUUGGAUAGCCUUGGGUGAUUUCAACUCUAUAAUAGACACGAAUGACAGAAUAGGAGGGGUACCAGUUCAAGAUGUCGAAACUAGAGAAUUUAGAAAGUUCCAGUUAGACUCUGGUUUGGUCGAAUUAAAAAGUGUGGGCAGAAGAUAUACUUGGACAAAAUCACAUGUGUUCAGCAAGAUCGACUGGGCCUUUGUCAACUCAGAUUGGAUGCAGAGUCUACCACACAUAGAAGCUAUAAUUAUGGAUCCGGGAUGUUCAAAUCACUCUCCCAUUGCAAUUAACUUUGAAGAUGCUCCGGAUAGGGGUCACAGACCUUUCAGAUUCCUCAAUUGCCUGGCUAAUCAUCCUAGUUUCUUGCAGCUUGUAAAAGAAACAUGGAUGAUGCAGGAUCAUAACCAAUCCAUGUACAAUGUAUGGGCACGACUGAAGGCUAUCAAGCAGGCAAUGAAGCAGCUGAAUAAAAAAGAGUUAUGUGGCAUUGAGCAUAAAAUUACUAUUAACAGAAGUCAGCUUAAUGAAUUGCAGUCAAGAAUGAGGGAUCCAAAUCAAACAACUGAUCAAUUUGAACAGGAAAAAUCUUUACAGAUUCAGUUGGAAAAAUGGUCAUUGAUUGAGGAAGUCAUAGCUAGACAAAAGUAUAGGAUACAAUGGUUCAAAGCAGAGAACGCAAGCACCAAAUUUUUCUAUGGAA